This is a messenger RNA of Electrophorus electricus (electric eel), 5973 nucleotides long. It is a transcript of the gene tasora, whose product is annotated as transcription activation suppressor a. NCBI's taxonomy places the organism in Eukaryota, Metazoa, Chordata, Actinopteri, Gymnotiformes, Gymnotidae. The record is from RefSeq and is a predicted model, not a curated record. Gene Ontology annotation, cellular component: heterochromatin; nucleoplasm. Gene Ontology annotation, biological process: negative regulation of gene expression, epigenetic; protein localization to heterochromatin. Gene Ontology annotation, molecular function: chromatin binding.
UACGGGUUGAGAAUGUGGGUUGUGUGUUGUGUUAAGUGGACAGCCACACUGGAAGGUUUCGCGGUGCGGUGGAAAAGACGCUUUUGGGUAAUGUCUGAGGUUCACGAAUAGUUUCGAAAUGGAAUGUCGUAGCGGCAGAGUCGGCGAGAGGCACCCGCGGGGUGGAAGUGCUCAGGAGCCGUCGCACGCCGCGAAUUCCUCGAACCAAGAUGGCGAACGUUCAGAUUGUGAAGAAGAACUGGCAUCCCAGUUUCAGGACGGUCCAGAGACGCAGAAGGGCAGAGGCUCUGACGCGAAAGGCAUUAGCUCUUCCACAGUGCCUGCCAAAUUAGCCGAGGAACCGCCGCGGCUCAACUUUCAGAUUCCGAGGAGGAACAAAGAAAAGAGAGCUCUCUUCCAGUAUUUGUCCUCAGACUCCAGAGAGUGUGCAGAAAUUCUAAAAAUAAUCACCUCUAGCUACAAGGAUCCCUCUUCAACUGGAAACUUUGUGUAUUCCAAACCUCGCCUAGUCCACAGUGAACCUCUGGAGAAAGAUUUCAUUGAGAAGAGAAAAGAACUGAAACAGGAAGGGCGCACUGAAAAAGAGCUCACAGAAUCUUUUUGUUUCGUGCUUUGUGACACCCAGAAGGUCCCUUUAGUGUGUGAGCGAGGCUUGUCAGUUGGAAGCAGCUGGAUGAACAUUUUGGGGAAUCCUUCUAAAGGCGUUUACCUGUGUCAGUUCUCUGACUUACUCCAGAUUAGUCCUUAUGACCCAGGCUCCACUGGAGAGAUGAUCGUUUUUAAAGUAAUAAAGGGGAAAGUAAAGAGUAUACAUGACAACAUGUCGAGAUGUUUGGACCCUACGCCCAAAUUUGACAGCCAUUUCUCAAAGAACGCUAACCGAGUGACCUCCCUGCAGUCAUACAGGGCCUUUGAGUACACUCAGCAAUAUUUCUAUGAAUAUGUGGAUUAUGAGCUCACAUCCAGGCCACGGCAUGUGUGCCCAUAUGCUGUGGUUUGCUUUCAGUUCAAAGCCAAAGAGGUCACAGCAGUGGGUUCCAAGCCACUGUUACCUUUGCAAAGGUCCAACAGCCUGCCAUUAGGAACAGAGAAGCGCAGUUAUAUUGUCUGGAGGGGGCAGUUUUUUAAUGCUGGGAAGGAAGUGUAUCAAACAAGUCUUCGGUCCCUUUUGCAACCUUUUCUACCUUUCAGACUACCAGAUAGGUUGGAGAUUGGCAAAGUUAUGAGACUGGACCAAAUAAAGGGGCUGAUUCCAUCUUCUCUCUUCUCCUGGGAUCUUUACUCUGGCAGCCAUGAAGUGUUCAAGAAGGGCCUGCACUGCAGUCUGUUUGAAGUGGUGGAGGAGAAAAACAAAUCCGGGGAGAGCUUGGCUGAACUGUUCCAGAAACUUGAAGAUGAGGGAUUGGUGUUGGUGAAUUCGUUGAGCGACAAUGGUUUUCUUUUCCUGCUGUCUUCAGAACAAAUGUCCAACACAAGUGAACGCCGUGCUGGUUGGAAAAAAUCGUGUCUACAAGCACUUUUUAUCUACCGUGGUGCACGGGAUGUGUCAAAAUUCUCAUGCAGACCCCAUUCUACCUGCCAGCCCUUGAUGCCCUUGCCUCAGGACCCUGCCAUGCCACGUCUGGGGUGCUUCAUUCCUGCAUUCCACUACGCCCUCAACAAAGUGCGCGCUAACCCUCCGGCCAUCCUCAGCGCCGGCGUGGAGCAGCAGGCUUACGACUACCUCAGCUCCCUGCGCGAGGGCAAGCUCGUUCAGCGUGCCCGGCUAGACUACGAUCACAAGCUGGAUGAGCGGGAGAAGCUCUUCCCUGCACCACGGCAAAAGUACAACUGGGAAAGCUACGUGCGCUCCUACUUCUAUGCUCCCGGCAUGUUCACCAUGCCUGUGGAGAAAGCCAAGAACAUGGUGGAUCUCCUCUGGUGUCCUCCUGAGGCCUGCAUGGAGAUUCAAGAUGGAAACGAGGCUCCAGCUGACCCAGAGAGACUGAAGGAACUUCUAAAGCUUAUUCAAAUGAAUAAAAAUCUAAAGGUAGCCAAGCAAGAGAAGAAAGGGUUAGAAGAAGGUGCCUUGGACGCUCACGGUGUAAAAAGGAAGUUGGAGGAAGAAGAACAUGAGAUCAGUCCCAAAUUUCAGAAGAUGGCUUCACUUGACAGUGGAGAAAUUGGAGGAGAAGUUAAGGAGCUCCAGUCAUGUCCGUUUCCGGUUGACAUGCUGUGCUGUGCUGGCCUUCAAGACACGGACCUGAGGAAGGACAAGGCUCAGGGUGCACUGAAGGUGGUGCAGCUGCUGGACAGGCUCAGCAAAACUACCCAGGACACAGACCUGAGGAAGGACCGAACACAGGGUGCCAUGGUCAUGAAAAUGCUGGAGAACCUGGAUAAAACACUACCUGGCUCGUCUGUGGUCGGCGCUGAGCGGCAAGAGCUGGGGGAGAGUGGAGAGGACACAGCUGCUCUCUAUGAUAGCAUGACCAGACUCGGCCUCCCCACUAACUGCGACAUCGACCUUCGGAAUCAAUUUGUAGAUGACGAUCAAGAAGCACAAGGGAAGAAUGAUCUUGAGAGGAAGACGGGAAGAGACGUGGGUAACAGGGCGCAGGUGCAGGCUGGAAAGGAUGAGACUGCUGGCAGCCUGAGCAGCCUGGAGGCAUUCAGUCCAUGUUCAGACACCAAUGGACAGCAGCGUGGGGUGAACUUGCUUGGAGAGAAAUCGAUACCGUGGGUGCUAAUACCCAUAACAGGCCUGAAAACUGAGAGAUACAGCCAUCGAAAAGAUGAGAGUCUGGAGGACCCUCGUUUCCUUCAAAGCCCAGUGGUCUCGACACGCUCCAGUCUGGAGAAAAAGGAUCUUGUGUGUUCCGAUCUGCCUGACUGCAACGAUGUCCGGGCUGAACAUGAGCUGGAGCCCAUGGAUGACCGGGACACCAACCUCACAGAUGAACUGAAAUUUUCCCAUUCUCAGGAACAGAAGGGGACUCCACUCAGUGGUGUUGACUGCAUAGUUGACAAACAAAUCUCUGAAUUUUCCUCUGAGGUAGAGGACCUCUUGAGAGAGGAGCGCGUGUACUACAUUCCCUUCUCGAGCAGUCAUGGCAACAGAAACCCACCACAGACUAUGGCACAGUUCUCUGAGUAUGUCUCACACUUCAACAUGCCCCUACCUGUGCACAGUUACAUUAACUCAUUCAGAGAUAGUAUAAGAGUUUUCCUAGACCCCCAGCAGAGCAGGAAUGGAGGAACGGCAUGUGCGUUCUCAGCUUUGCCCUCUCCCACGCACUCUUCUGUUUCCCCCUCUGCUCUAGAAGCUCUUCCUUCCGACGUGCCUCUUUCCGUGUCUCCACUCGUUAGCACGCCGCUUUGCUCCCCAGUCGCUGCUUUUGCUUCGAAUCCGCUGACCGGCGGCUUGCCUGCUGGCACUCACGGCCUGCUUCCUCCUCCUAAUCCAACCUACGGUAGGCCAGAGCAGGCGGGGCAACCUCGCCCGGACGUCUGUAAUGAGGUCCCGCCUCCGCCUUUGCUCGACAUGCAAAAGACGGGCAGACAAAGUCAGGCAGAGCAGAGUGUGCUGGUCCCUGAGAGGCAGGAAAGCGGGGCUCCAUGUAGAUCCAGUCCAGGUGAGCCUUUAGACAGCUCGACUGCUGGUCCUGCUGAAGAAAUCCAGUCUAGGUUGGGCCUGGAUGUGGGCGAAAGCGUGUCCAGCGCCAGGCCGGCGAGCGCCGGCACGCCCGAGGAGCCGGCCUCCAACGCCAUCAACAGUCUUCUCAGUCAGCUGCAGCCCGAGGUGUUCAGCAAUCUGGUCAAGAUCAUUGAAGGGGUGCAAAAGAACACCGUCCACUUCUACAUCCACUCAGUGGAGGAGGAGAGUGACACGUGCUGGGAAAUAAAGGAAUACCUAAAGAAGCUUGGGAAUUCGGAGUGUGAUCCUCAGACCUUUCUUGAGAACAAGGACAGUCAAGACAAGCUGCUUAUAAUCAUCCAAAAUGUAGACAUCGCUGCCCAUGUUCAUAAGAUACCUGCAUUAGUGUCUCUAAAAAAGCUUCCAUCAGUAAGCUUUGCUGGAGUAGACAGCCUUGAUGACAUCAAGAACCACACCUACAAUGAAUUAUUUGUUUCUGGGGGUUUCAUUGUCUCUGAUGAAUUUGUCCUUAACCCUGACUUCAUCACCCAGGACAAACUUCAAGCUCUUCUCCAAUAUCUUGAGGAGCUUAAUACACCAGAGAGUCCGUGGAGAUGGCGGGUGCACUGUAAAACUCACAAAAAGGUCAAAGAGCAAAGCAGGUCCAGUAGUGAAGCCCUGAGUGUCCUGAACCUUCUCACAAUGUACCACAAGAAACAAAUUGUUGAGUUUCUCUCAUACCAUGAAUGUGAUGCACAGUCACACCAAGCACCGGACCUGGACUGUCUGGUGAAGCUCCAAGCUCAAAACAUCAGACAGCGCCAUGUUAUAUUUCUCACAGAACGUCGUUUUGAGAUGUUUCCACAUUAUUCAAGCAGUGGUGUAGUUAUUGCAAACAUCGAUGAUGUACUGUAUAAUAUGGCCAGUCUGAUUGGAGAAGCUAGUGACAAACACCAUUCUUCAGACUUGCCUUCCUGUCCUGCAUCACCAACAUUGAGGGAGGAAGACAUGGACUCUGACAUUGAGCAUUCAGCCAGAAGGGAGUCUACCCUCCAAGACAGAACCACUGCUUGUACAGACCCUAGUCUUGGAGCUGAUCCACACCCAUGUGUAUCCCACCAUACAGUGGAAGACAAAGUCUCCACCAAUGAGGCACAAAAGGCAUUAGAUUUUGAGGCUUUGAAAGCAGCGAUUUCUCAGUUCCGGGUGGCUAGAAUGCAAGCAAACUCUACUCCAGGCCAACUGUCACCUAGAGCUCUCCCAAUCAAUCCCCAUCAAAGUCUUCUCAAUCAGGGUGACAUGGCUCCAACACAACCUCAGAGCUCUUCAAACGAUGGAAGUCUUUCCAGUCUGUCUGCUUCCUCAUUUCUUCCUCAUGCCCAUCUGCAUUUAGACCAAAUGCAGAAAGAGCAUCAUUUUAUUUUGGAAUCUGCAACUGAAGCCCAAGCACAUGGGGCUGGGGCUGGGCCUGGUCAAGUAGAAAUGGGAUCUACUGCAGAAUGCGCUACCGUGUCUCUGGAUGGGCCUCAAGUUGAAAUUUGUCCCAAAACAAAUGAUGUCUUGCAGCUGUCUGUUCAUGGCAUGGUUGAGCCGGCAACCCAUGUACUUUCCGCUGGAGUGAGUUUUGCUGCUGCUACAGACACGCAGCCUACUUGGAAUCGCACAACCAAAACUGACAUCUCUACUGAAACACCAGCAAGUCCAGCAGUCUGCAGGACUGAGGGUGACUGUGGUCAGGAUAAGCCUGCAUUGGAAAUGGCCACCACGAACAACCCAGUGCUUACUACCAGCUCAACAAAUGACCAAUCUAAAGACAGCACUGUUUCCACAGCUAAUGGCAAGCACAACAGCCGAGCUGGCCUACUUCCAGUGCCUGGAACUGUGGCUUAUGGAAUGAAUAAUGCUUUAGCUGGGGUGGACCGGAUGGUGCUGCCGGGCAGCAGUUUGUGGCCCACACCUCAACGCCCCAUGGGUCUAAACAGUCAUGGACAUCUCUCUCAGAAUGGUGCUAUUGGAGUGAGGUCACAGAUUUUGAACAGAUCCAUGACGAGCAGCUUAGGUAUGGUUACACAGUCAGGGCUAAGGGGGCUCUUCCCCAACAGUAGCAUGCAGGUGGCCUGGAACGGCUUGGCGCAAGGGACGUCAAAUGUUUGGGGCAUUCAGCAGGGUAUGGGAAUAAGACAGGUUCACAGGACUCAGUUUAUCCAGAGCUACACCUGGCAAGGGAAUCCCUCUUUCCAAGGAAACGGAUAUCCUCAUCGUAGGGGAGGCUACGGUGGCUGGUGAGCCAGUGUCACUUGUAAAUAGAAGUCUUGAUGUUUGCCCCUUUUUUUUUUUCUUUUCAGAGGAGGGGGGGG